AUGUCUUUCCUGCUUCGCCUUACGCACACCACUGGCAGCAACCUCAGGCUUCAGAGAUCCAUCUUCACUCUUCCGGACCUGUCGUCCUUCUCCCCAUUUUCAGACCCUCGGGGAAGCAACGAGGAACCUCAAAGGUACAACGAGAGGAAGAUUCUUCCUUAUACACCGAGCCAGCUGUACGAUGUAGUUUCCGAUGUGAACUCGUAUCCUCACUUCUUGCCGUUUUGCACGUCAACGCGGAUCUUGAGUCGUUCGCCUGCUGCUCCAUCCACAUUAUCGGCGUCCUCCCAUUCCCAGUCCAUGGAAGUGGAACUUACUGUCGGGUUUCUAUCGUUCAAAGAGACAUACAAUAGUCGCGUAACGUGCAGACCCAACGAGUCAGUCGAGGUUGUAGCAUCGACGUCCACUCCACUGUUCAAUGCGUUAAAUACGAUGUGGCGUUUUCAGCCAGCCUCUCCGCAAUCACCCCACCUCAGUGGCAGGCGUCCGCUGUCCACCCUACUCCCAUCUUCGCCUCAGACCGCAGAAGUUGCCGAGAAUGGACCUACAUUGGUGACUCUGGACCUAGCCUUCUCGUUCGCUAGCCCCGUACAUGCUGCCGUGUCAGCAGCCUUCUUUGGUCAGGUUUCGAAGAUGAUGGUGCAGGCAUUUGAGCGAAGGUGCAUGGAGCUUUAUGGUCCGGGUGAAAAGUAG
Messenger RNA from Sparassis crispa, 693 nucleotides. RefSeq lists its product as hypothetical. NCBI's taxonomy places the organism in Eukaryota, Fungi, Basidiomycota, Agaricomycetes, Polyporales, Sparassidaceae. Gene Ontology annotation, biological process: cellular respiration; ubiquinone biosynthetic process. Bases 1 to 693 code for a protein of 230 amino acids. The transcript is spliced from 3 exons. Gene Ontology annotation, cellular component: mitochondrion. The record is from RefSeq and is a predicted model, not a curated record. Gene Ontology annotation, molecular function: ubiquinone binding.